GAGGUAAAAAAGAAGAAGUAUCAAUAUUGUUUCAAAGGUCUUUCAAUCCUCUGUUUAAAAAUGUAUUUUUUUUAUUUUAUUUAUAUAUAGAUAAUAAUUUAAAUGAGCUUAAUAUAUUAAUAAAUAAAGGAUGAUGAAGAUUUUUAAGCACUUAGAGUGAGAAAAGAAAGUAGUAUUCAUUCAGAAAAUAUGAAAGAAUCAGAAGAUGAAGAAAAUACAUAAAAAAAAAACAAUAAGGAUGAAGAAACUAAUAAAGAGAGGAGUUUACAUAUAAAUAUUUAAAAAAAUUAACAAACUUCUACUUUUAUUAAUGAUUUAACAGAAGGUAAAAUGACAAAAUAUUCUCCUAUGCUAUCUCCACAGAAGGAUAAUCCAAACCUUGGCUUUGAUGGAGAAAUUCAUAGUAUUUAUUAGGGAUCAGGUUUUUUGAAAGGCUAUAAAAAAAACCCAAAAAAGCUAAUGAAGGCUAUAAAUUUAUUAGUUAAUGUAAAGAGUUUUUACAAUCAACUGACAAAGAACACUAGAAUAUUUUAAAAGCUAACUUAAGAGCAAUAUAUUUUGAUUGGAGAUAAUGCUUCGUUUUAUACUAAUAGAAGAGUACAGAAAUUUAGCAACAAGAAAAUUUCUCACUAUUUAUAACUUUUUUAAUAAGGCAUUCAUGAGACUUUAAGAUUUUUUUAAAUGAUUCCAAUUAUCUAGCCUCACACAGCAAUUAAAACAUUAUGGGAUUUUUUUUAGGGAGUGGUUGCUUUGAUUUUUUUUGGAUUUGAUAUGUUAAUUUAAUUCAACACAGGAAUAGUAAUUAAAGGCUAAGUAGAAUAAUCAAGGGUUUAAAUAGCCAAAUAAUAUUUAAGAGAAAAUUUUAUUAUGGAUGUUAUAGGAAUUACUCCUAUAUUUUUGCUAAAUUCCUCUCAUCUUAACGAAGCCUUAACGCAAUCAAGCUCUAUUAUAUAAAAUAUAUUAUAUGCUUGUGUGAUUUUUAAAUGUUUUAUGCUACUUAGCAUAUAUGAAAGAAUAGAAUAGAAAUUUGGGUAUUAAAAAAACUUAGAAAAUUUUUUUGAUUUGAUAAAGCUGCUAUUUAAGAUAGGAUCAAUAUGCCAUUUUUUUUCUUUACUUUGGUUUGCCUUAGGUUAAUAUGAGAUACAUAUUCUUGGAAAAUCCAAUACUUGGAUUUAGUACAAAAGCAUAUAAGAUGCUGGCAUAUUUACCUAAUAUAUUUAUUCAUUUUAUUAUAUUACAACAACAAUGAUUACAGUUGGAUAUGGUGAUAUAACUCCUUAGAAUGAAAUCGAAAUUACUUUCUCUGUAUUGAUUAUGUACCUCACAAGUGUAGUGUAUGCUUAUUCAUUAAAUUGUAUCGGUAAUAUUCUCUAUAACAUCAAUGAAUCUCACAAGGAUUUCAGGAGUGAUAUGAGAACAAUACACUAACUCAUGGAAGAAUAAAAUGUUAAAUAAAGUGUAAGAGUUAAAAUCAGUAACUAUGUCGAAUAUUUAUGCAAGGAAUCAAACCAUUAAAAAAAGGCGAAAUAAGAUUAAAUUUUAUCAAAGCUAUCUCAUCAAUUACGUUCUGAACUUAUGAAUGAAAUUAAAGGAAAAUUUAUAUCAGAAAUUCCUUUAUUUAAGGAUAUUAUUUAGCAACAGACUAUUGCAAAAAUUAUAGAGAAUAUGGAAGAGUGCCUUUUUUCUCCUGGUGAAGUAAUCUUUUAGCACCACGAUUAAGAUGACUGCGCUAUUUAUUAUCUUUUAAAAGGAUAAGUUAAGAUUUCUUUAGAAGAUUAAGUUCAUAGAACUGUUAAAUUAAUAGAACGAAAAGGCUGUUUUGGAGAAUUAUCAUUUAUUACUGGUAAUGAAAGAAUUGGUACAGCUACAGCAAAUGAUUUUUGCAGAAGUUAUAAAAUUAAAAGAGAGAACUUUCUUGAUAUAAUUAAAUAGAAUUCACAAGAUUUUGAAAACUUUAAAAUGCUUUAUGAAUCGGUUUGCUUAAAAGGAAAUUUAAAAUUUGCAAAGCUGUACUGCUAUUCCUGUAAAAGAGGUGAUCACACAGCUUAGAUGUGUCCAAAGACACACUUAAUAUUUUCAAAAUAAAUACUCAUACAAAAAUACAAUAAAUCUGAACCUAUAACAAAAAGAACUAACCACAGUAGGAGAAAAAUUAGAUAUAAUUCUAAAAAUCUAUAUUAGUAAGUAUAAGAGGCGUUAGUAAACAUUCACUUAGUACCAGAGUAUGAAGAAAUUAUUUAAAUAAUAGAAAAAAUAGCACAUUUGAAUGAUACUUUUCUUGAGUUAUAUUAUUCUGAAGAGGAAUUAUCAAAUUGCGAUGCUGUUUCUAAUAACUUUAACAUGAGUUUGAAAGAGAUAUAGCAAGCUAGCCAUAGAGAAAAACUUUCAAAUUUUUAGAAUGAAGCCUAUGAUUAAUCAUAAAGUAGAGAACUGAUUGAUAAAAAUAAUCUAACUCCUAGUUAAAGCUCAGAAAGUGAUUAUGAAGAUAAUAGUAUAUCAAAUUCUUAAAGCAGUUCUCGUGAAACAACAACAAUUGAAGUCAACAGCUAAAAAGAAAACUCUUAAAAAUAAAAUAAAAGUAAAAAAAGACCAAGAAGCACAAGGAGCUUUGCAUAUGAAAUGAAUGAAAACAUUAUCUAAGAAUCUAGCGAUGAAUCAGGAGAGGACGAAAAUUAAAACGGUAACAAAAAGAUAAAUUAUAACAAUCAAGUUAUAAAAUGGGCCUCAAAAUUUAAUCAAUAAUCAGAAAUGUCAGCAUUUUCUGUAAAGGAAUAAAAUGAAGAUUUUCAAUUUGAUGACUAAAGUAGAAAAUAUCUUAAAGAUUUAGAAGAUGAAUUUUUUCAAAAAAACCAAGAUUACUAAAACAGAAGUAGCUACUUCUAAAAAAGUAGACAAAGUAUGAAAAGUAUAAAUUAAAUGAAUUAAAGUAGUCCAAAUGUUUUUCCGAAAAGAAAAUCAUAUCAUAAAGAUUAUUCCGAAAAAUCUAUAAAUUAGCUGCAUAAUUAAGAAAAUGAUAGUCAGUAUAUGUUUAAAAACUUAUCAAGUAGCCCAAUUUAUGGACACAUAGAUAAUAAAUCUUAUCAUAAUUAAUAGUCAGGACUUUCUAAUGUUGUGCACUACUAAAACUAAAGUAUAGUUGGAUUUGGUGAUUUUAAUAUGAGUGAUCAAAAUAUUGAAGAUUUAGAUUAAACAAGAGAAAAAAAGUCAAAUUCUGUUUCUACUUCAAAAUUUAAUAAAGAUAACAUUUCUGGAAAAUAAGCUGUUGGUGGUUAUCGCAAGUCUGUUUCAUUUGAUCCUGAUAACUUUUAAGAAAUGUAAAAAGAAUAUAUUAAAAAAUAAAUUACUGGAAGUGUGAAGAGACUACAUAGUCAGAGAUCAUAGGAGUAAAGUCAAAGACCUUACAAACCACCAUCUUCUUCUUUUCAAAAAAUACCCUCUGUCCUAAAGAAUUAAUCCUCUCUUGCUAUAUAUCAUUCUAGUUUUAAUAAUACUCAGUCUAAUAUUCUAAGUAAUUAGAGUUCUUAACUCAGAAAAUAAUCAACCAAAAAUUUCAAAAGAUAAUCGACAAAUAUUAAUUAAUCCUAUUCAAAUAUGCCUAGUUCUAGUCCUGGCUAAUAAUAAUAAACAUAAAAAGGGAUACUAAAAAAACAUCAAAAUGAGAGACGUUAGCUAAAACCAAACGAUAUGAGAUUAAUUCUUCAAAAUGAAGAAAAACUAAUUGAAUUAUACUAAAAUCAAUAACAGUAAGAGUAGGAUGAAGAACAACUAAUCUCCGUCAAAUAUAAACAUUCAAAACUCAACUAAGAUUUUGAGGAUGAUAAAUUUGAUUGUAUGAAAAACUAUGUUUACUACUAUCCUUAAUUUAAUGCACCGAUAGUUAUAUCAAACUAUAAUCAGCACCUUAAUAAAGCAUAAAAUGGACUAAAAAGAAGGGUAACAAUAUAAGGAAAAAAUUUAAAAUCCAGAAUAAAAAGAGUAAUAAAUACCAAAAAAGGAUAAAACACUCCUUUUUCUGGUAAUUUAGUUAGUCCUACACCUCUUCUCCUAAGUAAUGCAGCCAUAGAUAAAGGCACAUUUCAGUAAUUAGGAGAUAAAAGUACUAAAACAAUUUAAUAUUAUAAUAACACUCACAUAUAGACAAACUUGAUUUAAUCAACAGAAAAAAUAAUUUCAGCAGCAGACACAAAUAUCAACAGCUCAAAAUUUGGAUUAUCAACAGUUUUACAAUAUAUGAAAGAUAAGAAAUAGGAAAGUAAGAAAUAAUGA
Molecule: messenger RNA, 4266 nt
Organism: Tetrahymena thermophila SB210
Lineage: Eukaryota; Ciliophora; Oligohymenophorea; Hymenostomatida; Tetrahymenidae
Product: cation channel family protein
Exons: 3
Biological process (GO): monoatomic ion transport; transmembrane transport
Cellular component (GO): membrane
Molecular function (GO): monoatomic ion channel activity
Source: RefSeq, a predicted model, not a curated record